AAAAAUUGGAGUAGACCACAUGAAGACACAUGUGAAGUCUAUUUUUAUGCAAGAUGUUGUUUGGAGGACCAAGUACACUUCUUCAGGCCAUGGGAGAUGAAGGACUAGUCCCAUCACACUUCUGUCCUGUCCAAGAGCUGUUCUGUGCUAAGCCAGCGUUGGCUCCUGUGAAGGACACAAGCUGAUUUCUCCACGUCAGCAUGUCGGCUGUGACGAGCGCUCAGAGGCCAGAGGAACCUAAUCCUCCUCCCCUGGAGGACAAACCAAAGGGAAAGUCUCUGUUCCACUGGGGUUCACUCUUUGCUAACAGGAGUGAAAAGUUUGUGAUUGCUCGGAGCGACAGCGUGCCCGAGGAGAAUGUCCUGAAAAUAACCAUCACAGAGACCACGGUCAUCGAGUCAGACCUGGGCAUCUGGAACUCUCAUGCUCUCAUCUACCUCACCUUGUGGUUUUUCUUCAGCUUCUGCACUCUUUUUCUUAACAAAUACAUUCUCUCGUUGCUGGAAGGAGAGCCCAGCAUGCUAGGUGCUGUUCAGAUGCUUUCAACCACCUUCAUUGGCUGUAUAAAAAUGUUUGUUCCAUGCUGCUUGUAUCAACACAAAACUCGCUUAUCUUAUCCACCCAACUUCAUCAUGAUAAUGCUGUUUGUUGGGUUAAUGAGAUUUGCAACAGUUGUCUUGGGUCUCGUCAGCCUGAAAAAUGUGGCAGUUUCAUUUGCAGAAACUGUUAAAAGCUCUGCACCUAUUUUUACUGUUAUCAUGUCUCGGAUGAUAUUAGGAGAAUACACUGGGUUGCUGGUUAACCUCUCUCUCAUUCCUGUGAUGGGUGGGCUGGCUCUGUGUACAGCUACUGAAAUCAGUUUUAACAUUCUGGGUUUCUCAGCAGCUUUAUCCACUAACAUCAUGGACUGCUUGCAAAAUGUCUUUUCCAAAAAACUACUCAGUGGAGAUAAAUACAGAUUUUCAGCCCCAGAGCUCCAGUUCUACACAAGUGCUGCUGCAGUGGUUAUGCUUAUUCCAGCUUGGAUAUUUUUCAUGGAUGUGCCUGUGAUUGGAAAAAGUGGGAGGAGCUUCAGCUACAACCAAGAUGUUGUCGUACUGCUCUUAAUAGAUGGAGUCUUGUUCCACCUACAAAGUGUUACAGCCUAUGCCCUGAUGGGAAAAAUCUCUCCUGUGACUUUCAGUGUUGCCAGCACCGUGAAGCACGCGCUGUCCAUCUGGCUCAGCAUCAUCGUCUUUGGCAACAAGAUCACCAGCCUCUCAGCCAUUGGCACUGUUCUGGUCACAGUUGGAGUUCUGCUCUAUAACAAGGCCAAGCAGCAUCAGCAAGAGGCUAUACAGAGCCUGGCAGCUGCAGCCCCACAGGCUGCACAGAGUGCACCAGAGGAUACUGAGCCACUCAUUCCCAAGGAUCUGGAACCAUAUGAUUAGUGUGGCCAUUUAUUCUUCCACCCCAGUGUAACCCAAAGGAGCUCUCCCUGGAUGUGGUUGUUCCUACAGCUGUUGAGACCGGUUUGGUUCCUUUUUUGUGUCUGGCAGGUCAAGCCUGGGACUUGAAGCAGAGAGAAAACAAAGGGAGGAAUCCACUAAGC
This is a messenger RNA of Merops nubicus (carmine bee-eater), 1591 nucleotides long. RefSeq names its product solute carrier family 35, member E2B (gene SLC35E2B). Gene Ontology annotation, cellular component: Golgi apparatus. The record is from RefSeq and is a predicted model, not a curated record. Bases 201 to 1430 code for a protein of 409 amino acids. Lineage: Eukaryota; Metazoa; Chordata; Aves; Coraciiformes; Meropidae. Gene Ontology annotation, molecular function: antiporter activity. The transcript is spliced from 8 exons.